Molecule: messenger RNA, 2772 nt
Organism: Chenopodium quinoa (quinoa)
Lineage: Eukaryota; Viridiplantae; Streptophyta; Magnoliopsida; Caryophyllales; Amaranthaceae
Product: BTB/POZ domain-containing protein At5g48800-like
Exons: 4
Coding region: 679-2514 (611 amino acids)
Molecular function (GO): protein binding
Source: RefSeq, a predicted model, not a curated record
UUCACCUUUCCAUAAAGACAAAAUUAAAAAAACAUAGGUUAUAAUUAAUUAUAUAAAAAAACUAUAGGUUAGUAUAAAUAUAUAAUAAUGUCAAACCCCCACUCCCACAACCCAUUUUAACUACCUUUUUUCCCGCUUUUUUUCUCACAAGAUUUGACUUCCUUAUCUUUGCCCUUUUUUGCGCUUCUUUAACGGCAUUUUAAUUUUCAUUAUAAUUUCCCAUAAAUAUUUCAAUCUGAUCAAUUUUUUUUAGGGAAAUAAAUUGUUUACAUUUUGAUGAUGAGAAGGAUGACCCACCAUUUUAUAGGGCCAUUAGUAUGGCCAAGAGUAAUCUUUGCCUUUGAUGAUCUCCACCUGUUCGACGAAACACCCCAACGACCUAACCCCCCCUCCCAACAACAAAGCCGUAGUCUCAAAAUGAUUUGGGGUCGGCUAAUAUGAAUCGUCAUGAAAAAAAAAAAACCGGAAUUUUUUUUAAUGAAUUAACAAACAUCUUCACCUGGGUUUUUGUCUUUGUCUUUGUUUUUGCUGAGUUUCUCUGUUUCUUCCUCAUUUCACUCUCUUUAGCCCCACUUUCACUGCCACUAUCUUUUCUGUCUUCUAACUCAAGAAUCUCAUUUCUGUUUUUCCCUUCAUUUUCUCUCUUUUCUUUGUUAUUCUUCAUCUUCUUCUCUGUCAAUGGACCGCGCUGAUAGGCAGCAACUUCCCUUGUCUAAAAGCUCGGGACAGCGUAGCAAUGAAUGGAUAUUUAGGGAUGUUCCCAGUGAUAUCAUCAUAGAAGUUCCUGGAGGGACUUAUGCACUUCAUAAGUUCCCUUUAGUCUCUCGUAGUGGGAGAUUACGCAGGUUAAUAGCUGACUGUCGAGAUUCUGAUAAGUCAAAGAUUGAGCUUCUCAACCUGCCUGGAGGUGCUGAAACAUUUGAGUUGGCAGCAAAGUUUUGUUAUGGCAAUAACUUUGAGAUCACACCAGCUAAUGUUGCCCAGCUCUGUUGUGUCUCUGAUUACCUUGAAAUGACUGAAAGUUACUCGAAAGACAGUCUUGGAUCUCGAGCUGAAGAAUACCUUGACAGUGUAGUCUGCAAGAACCUAGAAAUGUGUGUUGAAGUUCUAAAGCAAUGUGAAAACCUUCUCCCCCUGGCUGAUGAGCUGAAAAUAGUAGGCAGAUGCAUUGAUGCUAUAGCCUCUAAGGCAUGUACAGAACAAAUUGCUUCAAGUUUUUCAAGGUUGGAGUACAGCAGCUCAGGGAGGCUCAACUUAAGCCGACCUGCUGUGAAAUGUGAUGGUGACUGGUGGAUUGAAGAUCUUUCAGUCCUUCGAGUAGACAUGUAUCAGAGAGUCAUAUCAGCAAUGAAAUGUAGAGGGGUUAGACCAGAGAGUAUAGGCGCUUCACUUAUAAACUACGCAGAAAAAGAGUUGACAAAGAAAGCCAGCCUGUGGAAUGUCUCUGGUCAAUCAAGACCAGAUGUUAUUGCUGGGGCUGGUAGCAAUGAAAGAAUUGUGGUUGAAACAAUUGUCAGUCUAUUGCCAGUAGAGAAGCUCGUCGUGCCACUUAGUUUCCUCUUUGGCCUUCUUAGGAGUGCUAUUCUGCUAGACUGUUCUGUUGCUUGCAGGCUUGAUCUAGAAAGAAGAAUUGGAUCCCAAUUAGAUAUGGCCACUUUGGAUGACCUUUUGAUUCCUUCAUUUCGCCAUGCUGGAGACACACUAUUUGAUGUGGACACGGUUCACAGGAUCUUGGUUAACUUUUCCCAGCAAGAUGAUAGUGAAGAAGAAUUGGAAAAUGUUUCUGUUUUUGAAUCAGAAAGUCCUCAGUCACCUUCACAGGGUGCCCUAUUCAAAGUCUCAAAGUUAGUGGACAACUACCUUGUUGAAAUUGCCCCGGAUGCAAACCUCAAGCUUAACAAGUUCUUAGUUAUUGCUGAAGCUUUGCCAGAACAUGCGCGCACCAUUCAUGAUGGACUAUAUAGGGCCAUUGAUGUUUAUUUGAAGGCACAUCAAGGUUUAUCAGAUGCAGAGAAGAGAAAGCUUUGCAAGCUGAUUGACUUCCAAAAGCUCUCACAAGAAGCAGGGGCGCAUGCAGCUCAAAAUGAGCGGCUUCCUCUACAGUCAAUAGUCCAAGUACUCUAUUUCGAGCAGCUAAGACUCCGAAAUGCCCUAGGUUGCUCUUUUCCUGAGGAGGAACCUAAGCCGAUGUUCCAUUCAUGGCGUGUCAAUAGUGGAGCUCUCAGUGCAUCAAUGUCUCCCAAAGACAACUAUGCCUCACUAAGGAGGGAGAAUCGAGAGCUAAAGCUCGAGCUGGCUUGUAUGAGAAUGAGACUCAAUGAUUUAGAAAAAGAUCAUGUUUGUAUGAAAAGGACCAUGCAAAAAUCUGGUUCUCGAAAAUUUAUGAGCUCUUUCUCAAAGAAGCUCGGGAAGCUAAGCUUCUUCGGACAUAGUUCUUCCAGGGCAUCAAGUUCUCCUACUCCUUCAAGACAGUCACAGAGGACAGAUUCUAAGGUUACUGAUAGAACAUAUUAAUGUUAUAGUGCGACGAGCAAUGCAAACAGGAUUUCAAUGGGGUUUCAGUUCCAUUUUCUUGCCUGUUACUUGCCAACCUCUGCCCUCAGAAUUUUGUAUAUGAGUUUGUGCUUUUAACUUAGUGAUAACACUUAUUUUUCAAUUUGAGAAUGUUACAAAGAAAUGGAGAUCCUGUAUUGACUUUGCUCUCUUAUUUUUGGUAUAUAUAUGCACAGUUGUUAUGAACAUAUUUAAGCAGUGAAGCAGGACUGUACCUUA